UUUUGUUGAACACGCAAAAACAACUACUUUGAAAACAGACUAUUCUUUCAAUUUCAAGAAUGCAUUCUAUAGUUGUCAGUUUCUGGCUCUUCUUACUUCUAACGGAGGCAACUGAAUUGCCCAGCUGUAAAGAGUCAGACUAUCAUUUUGAAUACACAGACUGUGAUGUUUUGGGCUCUCGAUGGAGAGUGGCAAUACCCAACAAGCCAGACACCUGUACUGGUCUACCUGAUCCAGUCAAAGGCACUCAGUGCACAUUCACCUGUAAUGAAGGAGAAUUUCUGGACAUGAGGACUCAGGAGUGUCAGAAAUGUGUCGCCGGGACCUACUCUCUCGGGACGGGCAUUGCCUUUGAUGAAUGGGACAGUUUGCCUGCUGGCUUCAUCAGCCAUGGCAUCAAUAUGAAUUAUGGAGAUGUUUACACAAAUUGCUCCAAUUCAACAUGGAUCCCAAAAGGCGAAUACAUUGCCUCAAACACCGAUGAGUGUUCUUCAACUCUCUCCUAUUCUGUGAACCUAAAGAAGCCAGGAUCAGUGGCUUUCCAGUACCUCUAUCCAGACAACAGCAUCUUUUUUGAGUUCUAUGUUCAGAAUGACCAGUGCCAGUCUACAGAUUCUGAAGACCGCUGGAUGAAGAUAUCAGAAAGUGACUGGGAUUAUCAUUUUGUGCAACUGAAUAGUGGAAACAAUGUCUUGUACUGGAGAACCACAGGUUUCUCUCUGGCUGGACGUACUGCCAAACCGGUUCUGCUGAAGAACAUUGCCAUCUCAGGGGUAUCUUUUACAUCUGAAUGUUUUCACUGUAAGCCUGGCACCUACAGUGAUAAACCAGGAGCCGCUCGUUGCAUCCCAUGCCCUGCCAAUUCUUACUCUAAUAAAGGAGCCAUAGAAUGCCAGCCAUGUGAAGAAGAUACGUUUUCAGGGAUUGGAUCUGGAACUUGUAUACAGCGGCCACCCUGCAAGCAAACUGAUUACUUCUAUACUCACACACCUUGUGACUCAAGUGGUCAGACAAAGUUGAUGUUUAAGUGGAUCGAGCCUAAGAUCUGCGGUGAAAAUGCAGAGGAGGCGAUGCAGCUCCCAGCCUCAGGAGAGAUGGUGGCCUGCUCGCCCUGCAAUCCUGGUUUCUUCUCCAGCAACAAUUACACUUGUGAACCCUGCCCAGAUGGUUUUUAUUCAAAUGGGACAGAAUGUUAUGAGUGUCCUGCUGGAACAGAACCUGUUGUUGGUUUUGAGUAUAAAUGGUGGAACCAGAUGCCCAGCAACAUGAGAAGUUCUGUAUUCAGCAUAGAAUACAGCACCACCGAGAGGACUACAGGCUGGGAGGUAGCAGGUGACUACAUUUAUACCACACCAAGUGAUCGAGACUCCGACUACAUGUUAUUGACUCUCCAAGUACCUGGAUACAGCUUGCCUCAUUCUUUGAGUAAAGACAGCGAGAGAGCUGAACUUUCCAAAAUAACAUUUGUGUUUGAAACCAACUGUACAGCUGAUUGCAAACUGUAUUUCAUGGCUGGGCAAAAUGAAUGGAACAAUAUGGUUGUGGAGAGGUGGAAUGGCACUAAAGGGAAGCAGUCAUACUCUUAUCUUAUUAAGAGUAACCACACUAUCAGCUUCACCUGGGGUUUUCAGCGCACCGGGAUGUUCAGCAUGGAAAAUAAAUACAGCAGUGACAUUGCUAAGAUCUACUCUGUUUACAUCACCAAUGUGAUUGGGGGUGUGGCCUCUGAAUGUCAACAGUGUGCUUUGGCAGCUUUUGACACCGACUCCCCCUGCGUGUCCUGUCCCCCAGGACACUACAUACAAAAUGGCACUGGGGUGUGCAAAAGCUGCCCGACUAAUACUAUCAUUAACCCUGAGCAGCCAAUUGGAAAGCAAGCCUGCAUCCUUUGUGGUCCUAAUACUUACAGUAAUGAAGGCCGUACAGCGUGCGUGAGUGAUUGUACUUUAGCUUUGAAUCAUAAAGGAGAAAUCCUGCGUUAUGAUUUCUCUCCACUGGCACGUGUUACAGACUUUCAAAGCAGUCCGAGAUUCACCAGGAAAGGGCUGCAAUACGUCCACCAUUUCAGUGUGGUGCUGUGUGGAGCACAGGACAGGGGUCUUGCGUCCUGUGUUGACAAUGUGACUGAAAGCAGGAGAGAGGUGAAGGGUUACAUCUGUCAGUCCAUCAUUGUGCCUUCUGAAGUCAGAGGUCAAAGUGUUGUGUCCUCUCAACCUUUUAGUAUUGGAGACACUUUAAUAGGAGUGACUACUGACUCCGAACUGGAUGAUGUUUCGUCUUUGGACAGCAGCUUCCCCGCUGAAUCUGAGUUACCGGAUGUCAUAUUUUACUACAGAUCUAGAGAAACAACGCAAGCUUGUAAAAGUGGAAGAUCGACCUCUAUUAGGCUCCGAUGUGAUCCGACUGUAACAUUAAAAGAACAUAUUUCCUUUCCAAGUAAUUGCUCAGAGGGCACCUGUGAUGGCUGCUCUUUUCAUUUCCUUUGGCGUUCCCAGCAUGCCUGUCCUCUCUGCUCUGAGAGGAACUUUAAGGAGAUUGAGAGCGCCUGUAUCCAAGGAAUUCAGAGGACCACCUAUGUGUGGCAGCAACCCCUGAGAUGUACAGGUGGGGUGGACCUGCCUCCACAGAAGGUCAGUGCCUGUGUGACCCUGGAUUUCUGGCUGAAGUUAGGUGUCUCUGUUGGAACCGUGGCUGCAGCAUUACUCAUUGCCAUCAGCUGCUACUUCUGGAAAAGGACACGCAAACUGCAGUAUAAAUACUCAAAGCUAAUGAUGACUACUGGAGAUAAGGAGUGUGAACUCCCAGCUGCAGAUAGCUGUGCCAUCAUGGAGGGAGAAGAUGCAGAGGAUGAUCUCAUCUACCUCUCCAAAAAAUCUUUCUUCACAAAGAUCAAGUCAUUUUCCAGAGAGAGAACAUCAGAUGGCUUUGAUUCUGUUCCUCUGAAAUCCUCUACAACACAUGAGAUGUAUAUGGACUAGAACCAGCAGGAAAUUUGAUAACUCGCUGUAAGGCACUAUAACACCAUUACUGUUUCCCAAAGAGACUGAGAAAAUCUUGACUAAUCUUUCAACAAUACGUCGAUAGUCCUGUACUUGUUUCUUCAGGGUCUCCCAUGGAUUCAUCAAAAUCAAACACAGACUGAUGGCAUAUUAUGAUGAUUUUAAAUUUUUUUUAAAUACAGACAUUUCUUACACACCAGUCCUAAAUCUUUCUUUGGCAUUUUUAAUGUUUAAAUGUAUUAUUCACACUAAAGGUCAUUGUUUAUGCUUAGCAAUUGCUAAUGUUAAGCAAUGAUGAUAUGAAAAUCCAAAUGUCAUUUAUGUGUCCUGUAAUUUUUUUUAAUCUUAUUUGGUCAAUGUAUUGUUAAGUACUCAGUGUAUAUGAAAUCUAAGUGUUUUUUAAUGUGUUCCCUUUAAGUUUUUGCUUUUAAUGAAAUAUUCAACAUUUCACAUGUUGUCUUUUAUGUUGUGUGGUCCUUUUCUCGAAAUGUAUAUAUGGCUCUUUAUCGUUUUAUAUGUUUAUUGGUUUGAAAACCUUGUUUUGUUAUCUUACAGAAUAUAAACUUCUCUAAAAA
Messenger RNA from Paramisgurnus dabryanus, 3574 nucleotides. RefSeq names its product endosome-lysosome associated apoptosis and autophagy regulator 1 (gene elapor1). The record is from RefSeq and is a predicted model, not a curated record. Gene Ontology annotation, cellular component: plasma membrane; trans-Golgi network; lysosome. Lineage: Eukaryota; Metazoa; Chordata; Actinopteri; Cypriniformes; Cobitidae. Gene Ontology annotation, biological process: positive regulation of vacuole organization; autophagosome assembly.